CCAUGAUCCUCUCCUUUAGUACCAACACACACAGAGAACAGAAAGAACAACAGAGCUUUAUAUAAGCUGAAGAAAAACAGAGAGAGCUUUAUAGAAGCUGUUAGUUGAAGAAGAAGAACAGAGUAGUGGCAGCCAUGGGCUUCUUUUGCGUGCCGUCAGUCCCCAAGGUGCUCCCCAAGAACAACUCUGUCUCUUCAUCAGCGUCGUCUGCGAAUGGUUCUUCUGGUGGCAAUAGCAAGAAGAAGCAGCCGGCGAAACAGGGGAAGAAGCAACCGGUGGUAAAGGAGGAGAAGAAGAAGAGGAGCAGCAACCUUGACCGGGCUGCCCUGACGACGCCGCACUUCCCCUUCCAUUCUCGCCCGGGCCUCAUGUAACAGAUUUGUUUCCGUCCAUGUGUGUCAUUCUAUUCAUCUCCUUGGUUGGUUUGGUUGCAUUAUUAGAUGGUCAAAAUUAGGGGAAAUAAAUUGGCGAGUGCUUGCUAAUUUACUUGAUUCUGUUCUGUUCUGUUCAUUCUAAAAAAGGAUAAUUGUUUCCUACUUACUCA
Molecule: messenger RNA, 544 nt
Organism: Brachypodium distachyon (stiff brome)
Lineage: Eukaryota; Viridiplantae; Streptophyta; Magnoliopsida; Poales; Poaceae
Exons: 1
Coding region: 135-374 (79 amino acids)
Source: RefSeq, a predicted model, not a curated record